Messenger RNA from Aspergillus fumigatus Af293, 528 nucleotides. Its product is annotated as Sybindin-like family protein. The record is from RefSeq and is a predicted model, not a curated record. Lineage: Eukaryota; Fungi; Ascomycota; Eurotiomycetes; Eurotiales; Aspergillaceae. Gene Ontology annotation, cellular component: TRAPP complex. Gene Ontology annotation, biological process: endoplasmic reticulum to Golgi vesicle-mediated transport.
AUGGCCGUCUUCUCCCUCAUCAUCAUCAACAAAGCCGGUGGCUUAAUCUACCAGCGCGAAUUCCAGCCGGGCCUACGCAAACUUUCUACAAACGACUACCUCGUCCUAGCAGGGACGUUUCACGGCGUCCACGCCAUCACCCGCUCCAUCACCCCCAAAAUCCCCAUCUCUUCUCCCCUCCCAACGACACCCGCUUCCUCGAACGUCGCCCUCUCGUCGCCCUCAGGCACAUCCACCCCGACACCGGCGGCGUCGGCAUACAGCCUUCCUAAUCCCGGCGCACCAGUGACGGGCCUGGAGUCGCUCGAGACGGAUAAGUUCCGGUUAACGUGUUUCCAGACGUUGACGGGGACCAAGUUCCUUUUGUUCACGGAUCCGCUCAUGGCGAAUAUUGAUGCGGUGAUGAAGAAGAUCUACGAGUUAUAUUCGGACUAUGUGAUGAAGAAUCCUUUUUAUCAGCUGGAGAUGCCUGUCCGGUGUGAGGCGUUUGAUCGACAUCUAGGUGGUUGGUUGCGGGGGAGGACAUGA